Messenger RNA from Dermacentor andersoni, 793 nucleotides. RefSeq lists its product as uncharacterized. NCBI's taxonomy places the organism in Eukaryota, Metazoa, Arthropoda, Arachnida, Ixodida, Ixodidae. The record is from RefSeq and is a predicted model, not a curated record.
AUGAACGCCCUUGGUAGGGUGGUUCGAAAAUCUGCCGCUGCGACGGCUGACGUCUGUCGUUGUACGACACGUGCUCCUAAACGCGUUCGAGAUCGGCGCACGCACGAGGUCACGUGCUGGUCGGACGUGUCGCGGAAGGAGAAGCUGAGGGAGUGCCGCAUCAGAUGCCGGAGGCCCUGCGGGACGUCGGUGUACGCCGCUAACAUCUUUGGCAGCGACUACAAGGACGCACAACGGCACGAAAUCUACGUUGUUCUUCUGCUUGGAUCCUACCAAAGGAAAAUAAUCGAAUCGAGGCCUAUGCUGACGGGCGACACGCUCUUCUCGUACCUGGAGGGCCACAUCGGCAUGUGGCUCGGCCUGACGCUCUCCUCGGGGGCCGGGCUGGCGGCCGGACUGUACCGGGCGGCGGCCGACCUCGUGCGUCCGCUUCUCGCCCCUCGGCGGCGCGCUUAGACGACCACGCAAGCUGCGCUCUCCGGGGCACCGAGUUAGGAAUCGCGCUGCCUGCCGCGCAACUUUUUUUUUUAAUACACGCUUGAAAAAAAGUAAUGCACAAAGAGCGCGUGGUGCAUUAAUAGUCACUACUAGACUUAUUUUCCGCUUCAACUGCGCACGAUGUCACGUAGUUGGCAUGUGACUUAAGCUUCAAAUCAUUUGUGACGCUUUGUUGUCAUAACUAAGAGAUAUAACACUAUAAUAGACAGGCACUUUUUUCUCUUUCUGUAGGUUCACUUUCAACUUGGUAUAUCUUUAAUUGUCGAUGCCAUCCCCGCAUUAAACCAUUUGUUUG